Messenger RNA from Neoarius graeffei (lesser salmon catfish), 2608 nucleotides. RefSeq names its product DNA cross-link repair 1C, PSO2 homolog (S. cerevisiae) (gene dclre1c). The record is from RefSeq and is a predicted model, not a curated record. The transcript has 14 exons. Gene Ontology annotation, biological process: double-strand break repair via nonhomologous end joining; interstrand cross-link repair; protection from non-homologous end joining at telomere. The coding region runs from base 175 to 2148 and encodes 657 amino acids. Gene Ontology annotation, molecular function: 5'-3' DNA exonuclease activity; damaged DNA binding. Lineage: Eukaryota; Metazoa; Chordata; Actinopteri; Siluriformes; Ariidae.
CUCUCAUGGUUUCCUCCUAUGGCGGGUGUUUGUGUUUCAUGAGUUUGAAUUUCGAGAAGAAUAAAUGUGCGAAGGAGAUGUUUUUAGAAGGCCAGAGUCUUCUUUCUCGGUAAACCCGUGUAUAAAGCCAGGUUUUGAGGUUAGUAAAGCUAACACUGGUGUGAGAAAGUCAGAAUGAGCUCCUUCCUUGGACGGAUGAAGGAAUAUCCAACGAUUUCCAUCGACAGAUUCGACAGAGAGAAUUUACACGCCAGAGCUUAUUUUCUGUCUCACUGUCAUAAAGAUCAUAUGAAAGGACUGAAAGGACCUUUACUGAAAAGGAAAUUAAAGUUUAGCUUAACUGUAAAGCUGUACUGCUCAUUUGUCACAAAGGAGCUCCUACUCAACAAUCCAAAAUAUGGCUUCUGGGAAGACCGCAUAGUUGCUCUUGAGUUGGACAGUCCAUCACAUAUAUCACUGACUGAUGAGGUUACAGGAGAGGUGGAAGAUGUUGUUGUGACAUUACUGCCGGCUGGACACUGCCCUGGAUCAGUCAUGUUUCUGUUUGAGGGAGCUCGGGGCACUGUGCUGUACACCGGUGAUUUUCGACUGGCUGCUGGAGAUGUAGCGAGGAUGGAGCACCUGCACUCUGGAAACAGAGUGAAAGACAUUCAGAGUGUGUAUUUGGACAGCACGUUCUACGACCCCAGGUUCUAUCAGAUCCCUAGCAGGGAGGCUUGUCUGACUGGUAUCAGGAAACUGGUUCAAGACUGGAUUUGUCUGAGUCCAUACCACGUAGUUUGGAUGAACUGCAAAGCAGCGUAUGGUUACGAGUACCUCUUCACCAACCUGGGGCAGGAGUUUAAUUCACAGGUCCAUGUGAACAGCUUGAAUAUGUACAGACAAAUGCCAGAAAUCCUGGAUCACGUGACCACAAACAGAGCAACACAGAUCCACGCCUGCAGGCACCCCAAGGACGAUGAGUUGUUCAGGGCGAACAGACUGCCGUGUGGCUCUUUAGCUCCGGAUGGUACACAGCUACGCAUCAUCAGCAUCAAACCUUCCACAAUGUGGUUUGGAGAACGGACCAGGAAGACCAACGUCAUCGUCAAGAUGGGUGGAAGCUCCUACAGGGCGUGUUUCUCUUUUCAUUCCUCCUACUCUGAGAUCAAGGAUUUCCUCUCCUACAUCAGUCCUGUUAAUAUUUACCCGAACGUAAUUCCAAUGGGCCGAACCGUGGAGGAAGUCACGGAGCUAUUGAAUCUUAUGCGUCGAAAACAUUCAGGAGGGGCUGAGGUCGUCUAUAAGCCUCUUGGGAAGCUGAAACGAGCUAGAAUAAAAUCCACAUCUCAAGGCUCAGACAGUGAUGACGAACUGUUUGGGGAAGUCGCUGUAGCGCCGAUGAGAAAGAAACUUGCUGUAACUGAGGAGAAAGAGCACCACAGCCUGGAAAAAUCCGAUCUUGAGGUCACAGACACGCACCUUCUACUACAGGUGCAGCCUUCAGUUCAGACAUCCAACUACAUGGACUGCACAGAGUCCAAUGAUGAUGAGGAGGAUGAUGUGGAGGAGGAGGAACCUCCUGCCUGCGAGUCAUCUGGGGACGCCAAACCUGCUCCAUCCUGCUUAGGUACGUCCCCGCCCCCUCCGAAGCCGGCUCUGCCCAGUUGGAGUACGUUCUUCACGGCAGAGCCGGUUGUAACCGAUGACAGCUGUGAGCUAGAGAACAGCCAGACUCUGUCUACUGAUCAUACAACAUCGCAGUCCCCCGAGCUCCUCGAUGAUGAUGAAUCAGAGUCAGGUCAUGUGACUUCCUCUCAGUCGACGUAUGUAUCAGAGGCAGCUUUAGAGAGCCUCAGCCAACUCGAUACAAUGCCUGUCCAAGGGAACAUCGUGCACACAGGGAAUGGGCUUCAUUGGCCGGUUGACACGCAGCCAGCUUUGACCGACGGUCACCAGGACCACUGUGACGUCCCAGACCGCACAGAACCAGUUUCAGAUUCACAGGUGUCGUCUGAUUUCGAUCUGCCAAUGACUCCAGGCUCCAAGGCUCCACAGCCUGAGGAGCUGAAGGAGCUGUACAGGAAGUUGGCUGCUGGAGAGGACGUGACCACCAAAAAUCGCAAGCAGCAGCGUUCAGCUGAAUCAGAGAGUCCAGGGCCGAAGUGAUCAUCUUGCCUAAUUAACAAAAAACUGGUCCUUAUUUCCCAAGAGUAAUUGAGUUCCUAGCUCAUGAGCUGAUCAUUCCAAAAUAACUUUGAAAGACAUGUAGGGAAGAUGAAGUUGUUCAGGAAAGAUGUACGUACAUAUAUUUAAGUCCUGCUUUAAUUUAAUUGUUUGUGAUUAAAACGUGUUUAUAGCACUGCGCUGUUAUUCUCGAUUCUGAUUGGUCAGAAGCAUUUUCUCCAACAGUAAUUUGGACAGUAGGUUUAUAUUUAAUCCACUCAUCGUUUCUAGAGUAACAGUUUACACACGGAGCUGUACGGCAGACGCUGCACAUACAGUUGUGUUCAAAAUAAUAGCAGUGUGUUUUUAAAAACGUGAGUAAAGCUCAAAAUCCUUAUAAUAGUUUUUAUUUCCAUGCAUUGGGAACACUGCACAUUAUAUUCUACAUCAAAAUAUGAAGAAA